ACAGCAGGGGAGUUAUGAAGAUGCAUUUGUUCAACACAAAGAACGUUUCAAGGACAGUGUGGAGGGAGUGACGAAGGUGUGCAAGUGGAGAAAUGCUCUGAAGGACGCCGCCAAUCUGUCCGGGUUUGUUUAUUCAAACAAAACAGGGACGGAGGCCAAUUUCAUUGAAAAGUUGUUGAAGAUAUUUUGACAAAAUUGAAACGAAUAUCAUCAAGUGAUUUGAAGGGCCUGAUUGGAAUUGAAAAAAAAAUUAAGCAAAUAGAAUUGUUAUUGUGCAUUGAUUCCCCAGAUGUUUGUACUGUUGGUAUUUGGGGCAUGGGUGGUAUUGGCAAGACAACUCUUGCAGAUGCUGUAUAUCACCGACUCUCUUCUAAAUUUGAAGCUUCUUGUUUCCUUGCAAACGUUAGGGAGGAGUCAGAAAAACAUGGACUGAACUACUUGCGAAAUGUACUAAUUCGUGAGAUAUUAAAGGAAAAGGAUCUUGAUAUCAGCACUCCAACUAUAGGAUCAACUUCUGUUCGAGAAAGGCUCAGCCAUACAAAGGCCCUCAUUGUUCUAGAUGAUGUGAAUGCUUCGAGGCAGUUAGAACUUCUACUUGGUGAUCAUGUUCGGUUUGGCCCCGGAAGUCAAAUCAUUAUAACAACUAGAGAUAAGCGCCUACUUAAGAGAAGUGUUGACAAGAUAUAUGAGGUUAAGGGAUUAAGUUGGGAAGAAUCUCUUGAGCUCUUUCAUUUGCAUGCUUUCAAAAAUAACUCUACUGAAUCACGUUGUGCAGAGUUGUUAGGGACGGUGGUAGAUUAUGCCGGAGGGAUGCCAUUAGCUCUCAAGAUUUUGGGUUCCUUAUUCCUUCACUGCAACAACAGUAAAGACUGGGAACAUCAAUGGAAUGAGUUGAAAAAAUUUCCCAAUAAAGAAAUUGAGAACAUGUUGAGACUAAGUUACGAGGGAUUAGAACGAAAUGCAAGGGAGAUAUUUCUUGAUAUUGCAUGUUUCUAUAAGGGGACGACAAUAGAUUCUGCAAAAAAAAUGUUAGAUGUUCGUGGUUUCUUUGAGGGUGGAAUUAAAGUUCUCAUUGAUAAGUCUCUGAUAUCAAUUUCAAAAUGGAACUGCUUGGAGAUGCAUGAUUUGGUACAAGAAAUGGGUAGGGCAAUUGUUCAUGAACAAUGUAUUGAAGAGCCUGGAAGACGCAGUAGGUUGUUCGAUGCUGAGGAUAUUUAUCACGUAUUGAAAAAUAAUAGUAAAGGGUCUAAGGUUGGACAGCUACACUUGGAUUUUGCAGACUUCAAAAAGAUGUCCAAUCUAAGAUUACUUACUGUCAAGAAUUCUAGCUUUGGGAAGUACUGCAAAUUUAAAGUUUCUCUUCCCAAUCCUCUUAGAUAUCUUUGCUGGGAGGAAUAUCCUUUGAAAUGUUUACCAGUAAAAUUUUCUCCAGAAAAUCUUGUUGAGAUUCGAAUGGGCCGCUGCAAAGUUGAGCAACUUUGGAAUAAAGACCAGAAUCUUAGGAACUUAAAAGUGAUGGAUCUUCAUCACUCCGAUAAACUGACCAAAGUUCCAGAUCUCUCUCAAAGUAGAAAAAUAGAGCAUAUUAAUCUAUUUGGUUGUAGAAGUUUGGUUAAAGUACCUUCGUCUUUACAAUGUCUUGACAAACUUACUCAUCUUGACCUUGGAGAAUGCUCGAGUCUCAAAUGUCUUCCGGACUUGCCAGAAAACAUUGAAUACUUGGAUUUAUCAAAUACUGCUAUACGGGACUUGCCUUCAUCAGUUUGGAAUAACGAAAAGAUCUCGUACUUGAAUAUUCAAUGUUGUAAAUACCUUGAGAAUCUUCCAAGCAACAAUUGUAAGAUGAAACUACCGCUUGGUUUUGGUCUACAGGGAUGCUUAUCUCUUGCCAAGUUUUGGGAGCUUCCCCGAAAUCUAGUGGUAUUAGUGAUGGCGGGGGCAAAAAUAGAAACAUUACCCUCAUCAAUCGAGCGUCUCUUUGGUCUCCGAAAAAUUGAACUGAAAAAUUGCAAUAGGCUUCUGAGUAUCCCAACAAGCAUUUGUGAAUUGAAAUCGCUUGAGGAACUUGAUCUCACGGGUUGCUCUAAAUUUAAGGACUUUCCAGAAAUCUUGAAACCUAUGGGUUAUCUGAAGCAUCUUUGGUUAAAUGGAACGGCUGUUAAAGAGUUACCUGAAUCAGUCGAGCAUCUCUUUGGUCUCCGAAGAAUUGAACUGAAAAAUUGCAACAGGUUUCUGAGUCUCCCAGCCAGCAUUUUUAAGUUGAAAUAUCUUGGGGACCUUAAUCUCACUGAUAGCUCUAAAUUUGAGGAUUUUCCAGAAAUUUUGGAGCCUAUGAGAAAUCUUAAGUAUCUUUGGUUAAGUGGAACGGCUGUUAAAGAGUUACCUGAAUCAAUCGAGCGUCUCUUUGGUCUCCGAAGAAUUGAACUGCAAUAUUGCAACAGGCUUCUGAGUCUCCCAUCAAGCAUUUUUAAGUUGAAAUAUCUUGGGGAACUUGAUCUCACUAGUAGCUCUAAAUUUAAAGACUUUCCUGAAAUCUUGGAGCCUAUGGGAAAUCUGAAGUAUCUUUGGUUAAAUGGAACGGCUGUUAAAGAUUUACCUGAAUCAAUCGAGCGUCUCUUCGGUCUCCGAAUGAUUGAUCUGAAAAAUUGCAACAGCCUUCAGAGUCUCCCAGCGAGCAUUUUUAAGUUGAAAUAUCUUGCGGAACUCGAUCUCACUGGUGUCUCUAAAUUUAAAGACUUUCCAGAACUCUUGGAGCCUAUGGGAAAUCUGAACUAUCUUUGCUUAAACGGAACGGAUAUUGAGGAAUUACCCGAAUCAAUCGAGCGUCUCUUUGGCCUCCAAAGACUUGAACUGAAAAAUUGCAACAGGCUUCAGAGUCUCCCAGCGAGCAUUUUUAAGUUGAAAUGUCUUGGGGAACUCUAUCUUACUGGUAGCUCUAAAUUUAAACACUUCCCAGAAAUCUUGAAGCCUAUGGGUUAUCUGAAGAGUCUUUGGUUAAAUGGAACGGCUGUUGAAGAGUUACCCGAAUCAAUCGACCAUCUCUUUGGUCUCCGAAGAAUUGAACUAAAAAAUUGCAACGGGCUUCUGAGUCUCCCAGGGAGCAUUUGUAAGUUGAAAUAUCUUGGGCAACUUGAUCUCACUGGUAUCUCUAAAUUCAAAAACUUUCCAGAAAUCCUGGAGCCUAUGGAAAAUCUGAAGUAUCUUUGCUUAAAUGGAACGGCUGUUGAGGAGUUAGACGAAUCUAUCGAGCGUCUCUUUGGUCUCCAAAGAAUUGAACUGAAAAAUUGCAACAGGCUUCUGAGUCUCCCAGCGAGCAUUUUUAAGUUAAAAUAUCUUUGGCAACUUGAUCUCACUGGUUGCUCUAAAUUUGAAUACUUUCCUGAAAUCUUGGAGCCUAUGGGAAAUCUGAAGUAUCUUUGCUUAAAUGGAACGGCUGUUAAAAAGUUACCCGAAUCAAUCGAGUGUCUCUUUGGUCUCCAUAGAAUUGAACUGAAAAAUUGCAACAGGCUUCUGAGUCUCCCAGCGAGCAUUUUUAAGUUGAAAUAUCUUCGGGAACUUGAUCUCACUGGCAACUCCAAAUUUAAAGACUUUCCAGGAAUCUUGGAGCCUAUAGAGCCUAUGAAAAAUCUUCGCUCUAAGUUUUUGUUAAUGGAAAGGGCUGUCUUCUGA
Molecule: messenger RNA, 3669 nt
Organism: Malus domestica (apple)
Lineage: Eukaryota; Viridiplantae; Streptophyta; Magnoliopsida; Rosales; Rosaceae
Source: RefSeq, a predicted model, not a curated record